AUGCUCGCGCCGGCACCGGCGCCGGUGCGGCGGUGGCUGUGUCCGUCGACCCUUCUCAUUCCUCUGCGUCAAUGCCGGAACCUGAAGCUUCUGAAGGCGGCGCACGCGCUGCUCACUACGUCGGGCCUCCUCGCCGCCUCGCCUGACCCUUCUUCUCGCACGCUCUCCCGGCUGCUGUAUGCCUUCUCCCUGGUCGAACCAAUCCCAGCGCCCUCCUCCGCGGAGUAUGGCCUUUCCAUCUUCCGCCAGAUCCCCCGCCCCUCCACCUUCCCCCACAACGUCCUCAUGAGAAUCUUCACCCUCCUCGCCUCCCCUCUCGCCGCUCUCCGCGUGUUCCGCGCCAUGCGCCGCCGCGACGUGCCGCCCGACCUCCACACCUUCCCCUUCGCCCUCAAGGCCAGCACGCGCCUGGGCUGCCCCCGCCUCGGCCGCGCCCUCCACGCGCAGAGCCUCAAGGUCGGGCUCGGCGGGGAUGAGUUCGCCAUUAACGCACUGAUCAGCGUCUACGCGAGCUCCGGGGCCAUGUCAGACGCGCAGCACCUGUUCGACGGAGCUCCCCGCCGGGACGUCGUCUCCUACAACGCGCUCCUCGACGGGUACCUGAAGGCCGGCGAGACGGAUCGAGCGCGGGGGAUCUUCGAAAGGAUGCCUGAGAGGGACGUCGUCUCCUACGGGACCCUCCUGGCCGGGUACUCGCGGACCCGCCGGAGCGAGGCGGCGCUGGAGCUCUUCGAGGCGAUGAUGGCUGCGGGGGUAGAACCCGACGACGUAUCCCUGGUGGCCGCCCUCUCCACCUGUGCGCAGCUGGGAGCCCUGGGCCGCGGCAGGGCCGUGCACGCCUACAUCGAGAAGCGCCGCCGCAGGGGGAGGCCCAGCGGUGUCUUCCUCACCACCGCCCUCGUCGACAUGUACGCCAAGUGCGGACGCAUAAACGCCGCUGUGAUCGUCUUCCGGCGGAGCCCGGAGAAGAACGUCUUCACCUGGAACGCCCUCAUCGUCGGGCUCGGCAUGCACGGCCACGGCGAGCACUCCCUGGAGUACUUGCGCGAGAUGCGGCUCGCCGGAGUCCGCCCUGACGGCGUGACCUUCCUCGGCGUCCUCGCCGGCUGCAGCCACGCCGGCCUCGUCGACGCUGCGCGGCAGCUGUUCGCUGGCAUGGUGGCCGUCCACGGCGUCGAGCGCGAGCUCAAGCACUACGGGUGCAUGGCCGACAUCCUCGGGCGCGCCGGGAUGAUCGGAGAGGCCAUGGACAUGAUCGACGGCAUGCCGAUGGCGGCGGACGCGUACGUAUGGGGCGGCGUCCUGGGGGGUUGCCGCAUCCACGGCCACGUCGAGGCGGCGGAGGUCGCUGCCGCGCGGCUCCUGGAACUCAACCCUGAGGACAGCGGGAUCUACUCCGUCUUGGCCGACAUAUAUGCCAACGCGAGGAGGUGGGAGGACGUCGCCGCCGUGAGGAAGCUGAUGGAGGAGAGGCAGGUGCGGAAGAACAUCGCCCAUAGUACCAUCCAGGAAGAGAUGUUCCUGGGCACUUCACCUCUUCUGCUGUCUCAAGGCCCAUGA
Molecule: messenger RNA, 1560 nt
Organism: Spirodela intermedia
Lineage: Eukaryota; Viridiplantae; Streptophyta; Magnoliopsida; Alismatales; Araceae
Source: the annotation of a GenBank genome assembly